Messenger RNA from Aedes albopictus (Asian tiger mosquito), 980 nucleotides. RefSeq names its product phenoloxidase-activating factor 2. Gene Ontology annotation, molecular function: serine-type endopeptidase activity. The transcript has 3 exons. Gene Ontology annotation, biological process: proteolysis. The record is from RefSeq and is a predicted model, not a curated record. NCBI's taxonomy places the organism in Eukaryota, Metazoa, Arthropoda, Insecta, Diptera, Culicidae. The annotation marks the transcript as partial.
GACUUCGGCGGAAGCCGUUGCGAGAUCGGCUUAGGGAACCACCAAAAAGUAGCCUCAUCAACAGCGCAGGCAGGUUUACUGGCUUAAAUGAUUUUGAUCUGCCGACGGGUCAAGUUAAUCGUGUGUGAGCUGUGAAGCGUGCUACCUCUGUUCUGCAUUACCAUAGUAACAUCAAAAGCAAAAUGAUGCUUCGGUAUUCCACCACCGCGGCGCUGGUGGUACUUCUAGUCGGAGCGGUGUGCGCUCAAGAUGACUUGGAUUCUCUCUUCGAGUCGGUUUUCAACAAUCCAGAUAACAACAACAACAAUAACCCGGCUGCUGCAACACCAGCACCAGCUCCACCACCACCACCAGCCGUCGCUCCACCGCAAGCGGCACGUCCGGUCCAACCCCAACCGCCACCACCGUCGCCAACUUGCUCCGGAGACUGUGUUCCCUACUAUCUGUGCAAUGACAACCAAAUCAUCACAGACGGAACGGGCAUCAUCGAUAUUCGCGUUGGAGAUGACUCCACCGUUGAAAGCGAAUGUGCCAAUUAUCUGGACACAUGCUGCGAAAAGACCCAAGUGUUGGUAGAGCCUCCUCCAACGUAUACCCCUGCACCCCCGGUGAGUCAGUACUCGUGCGGUUUGCGAAACGCUGACGGUCUGGGAUUCAGAAUCACCGGCAACAAGCAAGGAGAAUCGGAAUACGGUGAAUUCCCCUGGAUGGUCGCUGUUUUGCGCGAAGAUAAGGUCAUGGACUCCACGUUGAAUGUCUACGAAUGCGGUGGUUCGCUGAUUGCCCCGAAUGUCGUCCUAACUGCGGCUCAUUGUGUCGCCAACAAGCAACAGGACACUUUGCUGGUGCGCGCUGGUGAAUGGGAUACUCAGACUAGAAAUGAACUUUUCCCUCAUCAUGAUCGCCGCGUGCGCGAAGUCAUCGUCCACGAACGUUUCAAUAAGGGCUCGCUGUUCAACGAUGUGGCCCUGCUGAUCAUG